Amphibalanus amphitrite is the source of this 436-nucleotide messenger RNA. RefSeq names its product 60S ribosomal protein L29-1-like (gene RpL29). The record is from RefSeq and is a predicted model, not a curated record. Gene Ontology annotation, molecular function: structural constituent of ribosome. NCBI's taxonomy places the organism in Eukaryota, Metazoa, Arthropoda, Thecostraca, Balanomorpha, Balanidae. Bases 178 to 408 code for a protein of 76 amino acids. Gene Ontology annotation, biological process: cytoplasmic translation. The transcript is spliced from 4 exons. Gene Ontology annotation, cellular component: ribosome; cytosolic large ribosomal subunit.
AAAUUGCUUUUGUUUUAAUGAAUUCCUUCAUGAUAUUAAGUCUGAUUUAAAUUAAGGUAAAAUUUUAGUUUGAAUACAGAUGUUAUGAGAUUUUUCAUUCAAUAUAAUUACGACCAAUUUCACCCAACACUAUAAGUCCUUUUCCGUGCGCGUGUGAGUAGGUUCAGUCUAUUCGCCAUGGCCAAGUCCAAGAAUCAUACCGCGCAUAAUCAGAGCUACAAGGCUCACAGGAACCCUGUGAAGAAGAUCAAGAGCAGUCGCCACCCUUCUCUGAAAGGCGUUGAUGCCAAGUACCUGCGCAACAUGCGGUUCUCCCGUAAGCAUAACAAGAGCACAGCUCAACAGAAGAAGACCUUCGAGAAGAGGAAGGUCGAGGGCAGGCCCGACAAGCGGCCGAGUCUGCACUGAUUGGCGACAAAUAUAAAUUCAAACAGUG